AAAAGAUGGCUGAAGGCUCAGCUAAAUAUAAUAUAAAUGUAGUUAAUGUAGGUAGCGGAACAACAAUCAUAGGCGAUAAUCAAAAUAUUACGAUCGCAAUGGGAACUUCAGGUCAUGGGCAGCCAUCAGUUACGAGUGUUGUUAAGAGUCACGCAGACGAAGACGGGCAUCAUAUUAACCGAGGUUACGCGCUUAUCAUACACAACAUGAAAAAUUUCAGAAAACUGCCAUCACGAGAAGGAUCUGAGAAAGACGUGGGUGCAAUCAAACGAUUCUGUAGGAAAGCUGGUUUAACACUUGAUGAUCUGAAAGAAAAUUGUACAGUUUCUGAGAUCCGUACACAUUGUAGAAAACUUGCUUCUGAUAAUAAAUUAUUUUCCAACUAUGAUGGAUUCGUAUGUUUUAUUUUAAGUCAUGGAAACAGAUAUGGCAUUUAUGGUGUUGAUGAAGAUAUAAUCAAGGUCAAAGACAUUGUAUCGUAUUUCAAAGAAAAUAAAGAUCUUCUGGGAAAACCCAAAUUGUUCUUUAUUCAGGCAUGUCGAAGCGAGGGUUCGUCCCCAGGUCUUCCUUCUGCGCGGGGUAAGGAGAGUGACGGAGUAUCCACUGGGCACGAGAUCGAUAGUUUCGUUGAAGAUGAUGGUGAUUAUGAGAAGAUGUUAUUGCCACCAGAGUCAUCUGACAUCUUACUCGCUCAUUCAACUAUUGAUGGUGAGCAAUCUUACAGAGAUAUUCGUACAGGAUCCUGGUUCAUCCAGACUCUUAUGAAGCAGUUCGAAGACCACGCACAGACAUUGCAUGUGCUGGAUAUUCUCACAAAAGUGAACGGAGAUAUGUCAGGAAAUGAGUUCGCCGGAUACAGACAGAUGCCAAUACAAGUGUCCACACUCAGAAAGUCUGUCUAUUUUAAGAUAAACACAUAGUGACAAACUGAUGUGUAGUAAUAUGAAAUAUUAAUAUCCUAAUUAAUCAUCAAACGUGGGGCAGGUGGAUUUUCGCAACAUCUUCUCUUUACUAAUUAUUUCCUCGCUGCAUUCAUGAUUCUUAUCUAUUUUUUAUCACGCUUCAUUAUAUUAGAGUCAUUUAAAUAAGUUAUUUAGAUGAGUUGUAUAUUUCAGUCUAUCUCUCGACAUAUUAUAGACAUAAACAUCUGCUCUCUCUUUCCACAGCAAUGCAGUUCUUGAAUUUUUUUUGACGUAAACCGUUUCCCGGAAUUAAGACGGCGACUUAUUAUUUUAUGUUCCAUUGCCUUUGAUCAGAACGUUUAAGAUUAAAAUUUAAGAUGCGUUAUCGCAAGGCCUGAGCAUCGUGACGUCCAAGACGAUUUUUCCGGCUCUUUUAACUUUAAUCAGUCUUUUCAUCUUGUUUGUAAAAAAAUCGGAUUUAAAAAAUCAGACCAAAGGACACAAAUCUGAAAAUCUUAUCUUAGGCGGCAGAAACGCCCACUUAUCUAACACCUUUUUUGUUGGCUGCCGCAAUUUUUGACUCUUGCACGUGAAAACAACACAUGUUCAAUUAAAACGCGUCAAUUUUUCAUUGAAAGUGGAGAAUGUCUGCAUGCUUUCUCACGAAAUUAUCAAAUCUUGUUUCACAAACAGUCAGAGUGUUUGGAAAAAGAGCCUCAUUUGUCAGAGUGACCGGACGCAAUUUGCAAACACACAAAUGACAAACCCACGAAGAUUAUUUAUUGCACACUUUUUUCUCAGUUUUCAUUGUUCAGGUCAAGAAUGAGUUCUUAUGCUUAUUUCUUUGACUCAUAGUAUAUUUUUUCUGACAAAUGUUGAAGUAUGUAAUGUUAUGAUUAUGUAACGGGAAACUGUCGCCAGUUAAGAUAUGCUCAAACCAGUAUAAUCCUUUUAAUUAAUAUUAUAAUAUUAUACAUCCAAGCAAUGCAACAAAGUACAUCAAAUUUAUAUUAAAAUCAUUAACAAGAAUUAAAAUUUAAUGGCCUUAUAUCAGCAAUCUUUUUAUCAUCCCAGCAUGCCGUAUAUGGCUUAAUGGAAAACACAUUAUUAUUUAUGUAAGAAUACCUAGUUUGUGAGAGAAACAAA
Molecule: messenger RNA, 2048 nt
Organism: Dendronephthya gigantea
Lineage: Eukaryota; Metazoa; Cnidaria; Anthozoa; Malacalcyonacea; Nephtheidae
Product: caspase-7-like
Exons: 4
Coding region: 6-920 (304 amino acids)
Biological process (GO): proteolysis
Molecular function (GO): cysteine-type endopeptidase activity
Source: RefSeq, a predicted model, not a curated record